This is a messenger RNA of Chlorocebus sabaeus (green monkey), 528 nucleotides long. The record is from RefSeq and is a predicted model, not a curated record. Lineage: Eukaryota; Metazoa; Chordata; Mammalia; Primates; Cercopithecidae.
AUGAGUUGGCGAGGAAGAAGAUAUAGACCAAGACGAUGUUUACGACUUGCUCAGCUGGUUGGGCCUAUGCCUGAGCCCAGUGUGCCAGAGCCUCAACAAGAAGGACCACCAACUGAAAGUCAGGAUCAUACACCUGGUCAGAAGAGAGGAGAAGAUCAGGGUGCAGCUGAGAUUCAAGUGCCCGACCUGGAAGCUGAUCUCCAGAAGCUGUCUCAGUCAAAGACUGGGGAUGAAUGCGGAGAUGGUCCUGAUGUCCAGGGGAAGAUUCUGCCAAAAUCAGAGCAAUUUAAAAUGCCAGUCUGCCAAAAUCAGAGCAAUUUAAAAUGCCAGAAGGAGUGGGUUAAGCUCUCCGGUCAGGCAUUUGGGUCUGAACAACUUUUCAAAGAAGGCCUGCAUUUGAAUUGUGUUUUUAAAGGGGCACGAAUUGCUAAAUACUCCAUGGCCCAAAUUUGCCAGUGUUGGAACGAAAAGUACUAUCUAGGCUCCCCUCAAGGGAGCAAGUCCAUUGCGGUGUGUCGCGACUUCUAG